AUGAUUAGUGUUGUACCUUUUGUUAAAGAGUAUAAUUAUCCAUGCUCAUAUUGUAGAUACUUGUUUGACUCAUGUACCCAACGAUUUGCGAAAAUGUCCAAAAGAAAUCAACCUAGUUGGACUCCGCCAGCGAGGCAGGAAAACGGCGCAGUUUUAAAAUUAUUUAAUAGUCUUACCAGACAAAAGGAAAUAUUCCAAUGCUCGAAAGGAAACCGCAUUAACUGGUACAGCUGUGGUCCAACAGUUUACGAUGCUUCACAUAUGGGACAUGCAAGGUCAUAUAUAUCAUUUGAUAUCUUAAGGCGAAUAUUGUCAAACUAUUUUGGUUAUGACAUACUAUUUGUAAUGAAUAUUACAGAUAUUGAUGAUAAGAUAAUAAAGAGAGCAAGGCAAAACUAUCUCUAUGAGAAAUAUAUAGAGGAGGAAAGAAGUUUGAAUAACUUAUUAGAUGAUGCAACCGUCGUUGUGGAUUACUAUGGAGAAGUAGUGAGAAAUACUGCUGAUCCAGAUAAGAAAACAUCCUUGCAAAAGCCCCUGGACAAUGUUGCAAACGCUGUGCAAAGACUAAAAUUAGCUGUGGAAACAAAGGAUGAAGAAAAAAUUUUUAUUGCUAAGACUGAAAUGCUUAAGUCAGCUAAGGAUCCCUUAUCUGAAUGGUUAGAUAGUAAAUAUGGAGCUGAUAUUAAGGAUAAUGCAAUAUUUGUGAAACUGUCUAGGCAUUGGGAGAAUGAGUUUCAUAAAGACAUGAAAGCCCUUAAUAUUCUACCCCCUGAUGUAUUAACAAGAGUAACUGAAUAUGUACCGCAGAUUGUAGCAUUUAUAAAGAAAAUCAUAGAUAAUGGCUUAGCGUAUGAGUCUAAUGGUUCUGUAUAUUUCAAUGUUUGUGAAUUUGACAACAGUGGGAAACAUCACUAUGCCCGCUUAGUACCUGAAGCAUAUGGAGACACUAAAAGUUUACAAGAAGGGGAAGGUGACUUGGCUGAUGAAAAUUCUGAAAAGAAAUCACCAAACGAUUUUGCCUUAUGGAAGAGGAGCAAAGCUGGUGAGCCUUCCUGGGAUUCGCCUUGGGGACAGGGGCGUCCAGGAUGGCACAUAGAAUGUUCUGCGAUGGCAGGCGAUGUCUUUGGCUCCAAAUUGGAUAUUCAUACAGGUGGUGUGGACUUAAAGUUUCCCCACCAUGACAAUGAAAUGGCGCAAAGUGAGGCAUAUUAUGAUGAACCUGGCUGGGUGAAUUACUUCCUUCAUACAGGACAUUUGACUAUAGCCGGAUGCAAGAUGUCAAAAUCUUUUAAGAACUUCGUAACAAUAUCGGAUGCACUGCAGCGCUAUACUGCUAGGCAGUUGCGUAUUGCUUUUCUAUUGCACAGUUGGAAUAACACCCUCGACUAUUCUGAUAAUACUAUGGAAAUGGCGAUACAAACGGAAAAAAUGUUCAAUGAGUUUUUCCUGACUGUGAAAGAUUCACUGCGUAAUGGAUAUGAUGAAGGCUGCGGAGGUGUCUGGGAUGAACAAGAACAGCAGCUCUCUGAUAAACUAUCUGCCGUAAAGGAACAGGUUCAUGAGGCACUUUGUGACAAUAUUGACACAAGAAGCGCGCUUGACGCGUUGCGCGAGCUCGUGGGAGCGGUGCACGUCUACCUUCGUAAUACCACGCCGCGCAAUUCACCCAUCCUUGCGGCCGCCGCGCGGUACGUCACCGACAUCCUCCAUAUAUUUGGCGCUAUCGAUGGUCCUCGAGGGCUUAUUGGCUUCCCAGUUGGUGACGCUACUAAUGCUGGUCUUGAGGAAGCAGUUAUGUCGUACUUAGAGGCUUUGAGCACUUUCCGUGGGUCGGUGCGGGAUGCAGCUCGCAGUGCUGGUGCCACAGAGGUGUUGGCUCUCUGCGAUGCGCUCAGAGAUGUAGUUCUACCCGAACUUGGGGUCAGACUGGAAGAUAAGCCAGACCGUACGAUAGUCAAACUAGUUAGCAAAGAAGAAAUCGCACGCGAACGAGAAGAGAAGAAACGUGUCGAGGCAGAAAAGCAAAAGAAGAAGGAGGAGUUGCUAAAGGCGCAGAAAGCAAAAGAGGAACAGAAGAAGAUACCACCACAGGAAAUGUUUCGACGCGAAACUGACAAGUACUCACAGUUUGAUGACAAGGGUCUCCCAACACACGAUCUCGAGGGUAAGGAGCUGAGUAAAGGCGCGCUAAAGAAACUACAGAAGUUACAACAGGCCCAAGAGAAGAAAUACAAUGAAUAUCUCGCUUCUCUUAAUAACUCGUGA
Molecule: messenger RNA, 2265 nt
Organism: Leptosia nina
Lineage: Eukaryota; Metazoa; Arthropoda; Insecta; Lepidoptera; Pieridae
Source: the annotation of a GenBank genome assembly